GCAUAGCUCACAUUUGUGGCUUGCAUUUAAUUUCUCUUAGAAAGAGCUGGGGUGCACAGCUCCAACGGAGUUGAAAAGGAAGGAAAAGAGGUUCCUAGCAGCUGGAGGUGGAAGUGUGGUCCCGAGGAGGGUGUUUUGUGUCUUCAGCCUAGUGGUAACAGUGUGCUUGUAUCCUCAUGGAAAUGAUGCAGGAAAGAAGGAAAGAUUGAUGACCCGAAGAAUGGAGGGGAGAAUCCACAGAACAGAGUCCUCAAGCAGAUGGCGGGGCCUGGUGCGUGAGCAGAGGUCUCACCUAGGCGAGGAGGCGUGUGCUGGACUCCUUUUAAUUUUGGCAUGAAUCAUAGAACACCACCCUACCCCGCUGGGGAUUAUUGUCUUCUGUGCAGAAGUGAGCGGAAAGACUCUUCAUUCUUAGAGAGCGGAAUUAAGACUGCGAGCAAAUUGGCCCUUUCUAUGGCCCCCAAGGGCAACAGCGUGCUGCACCUGCCACUGUGGGUAUGCCCAGACUGCCGGCGGACUGUGGAGAAGGAGGAGAGGCAUAGUGGCCUCGACCAGCCAUCGCAGGGCCAAGACUUUCUUCUUCACUCCCCUCUCAGCGGCUCGCAGCCGGAGGCGGGCGGCGGGCGGCUGGCCCUCGGCGCACAGACGCUGCCCUCGGCCGGGCUGGGCGCCGCCCCCUCGGACGCCGCGUGUGCUUGCGAGGCGUGCAGCGAGCGCAGAGAGAUUUCGGCAGACACAGACCGGGAGCCCCAGCAGCUGCAGAACUACUGGUCAGAAGUGCGCUACAUGGUCCGCUGCAUUUACCGCCAGGCAGGGACUCCGCUGGCCGACGACCAAGACCAGAGUCUCGUGCCGGACAAGGAGGGGGUGAAGGAGCUCGUGGAUAGGCUCUGUGAGAGGGACCCUUACCAGCUGUACCAGCGGUUGGAACAACAGGCCAGAGAGUAUGUGCUGGAGAUGAAGGUCCGACUCCUCCGGCAGCUGUCGGCUGCAUCCAAAGUGAAAGCCCCGUCUGCCCUGCAGGGCCCUCCACAGGCGCACCAGUUCAUCUCCCUCCUUCUCGAAGAGUACGGUGCCCUCUGCCAGGCGGCACGCACAAUCAGCACCUUCCUUGGCACGCUGGAAAACGAACACUUGAAAAAGUUCCAGGUGACGUGGGAGCUGCAUAAUAAACAUCUGUUUGAAAACCUGGUCUUUUCGGAGCCACUUCUCCAGAGCAACUUGCCGGCACUGGUGUCACAGAUCAGGCUGGGGACCACAACACACGACACGUGCAACGAGGACACGUACAGCACCCUGCUGCAACGGUACCAGCGCUCCGAGGAGGAGUUGCGCAGGGUGGCUGAGGAGUGGCUGGAGUGCCAGCAGAGGAUCGACGCGUAUGUCGAUGAGCAGAUGACCAUGAAAACCAAACAGCGCAUGCUGACAGAGGACUGGGAGCUUUUCAAACAAAGGCGAUUCAUUGAGGAGCAGCUAACCAACAAGAAAGCAGUUGCUGGUGAGAACAAUUUCACGGACGCCAUGAGGCACAUGUUGUCCUCCCGGCUGAGCAUGCCCGACUGCCCCAACUGCAACUACAGGAGAAGAUGUGCUUGUGAUGACUGCAGCCUCUCACACAUCCUCACUUGUGGUGUCAUGGACCCCCCCGUCACUGGCGACAUCCACAGUCACCAGCUGCCCCUCCAAGUGGAUUCUGCUCCCGACUAUCUCUCUGAGAUGCGCCCACCUAGCGUGUCCUCAGCAAGCUCAGGGUCAGGUUCCAGCUCUCCCAUUACAAUUCAGCAACAUCCCAGACUCAUCCUCACAGACAAUGGCUCUGCACCAACUUUUUGUAGUGAUGACGAAGACGUUGCACCAUUGUCAGCUAAGUUUGCUGAUAUUUAUCCAUUGAGCAACUACGACGAUACUGAGGUGGUGGCCAACAUGAAUGGAAUCCACAGCGAAUUGAAUGGUGGCGGGGAAAACAUGGCUCUGAAAGAUGAGUCCCCUCAGGUAAGCAGUACCAGUAGUAGCUCUUCAGAGGCUGACGACGAAGAGGCAGAUGGCGAAAGCAGUGGGGAGCCGCCAGGAGCCCCAAAGCAAGACGUGGCUCUAGGCAAUGGGAGCCCCAGGAAAGAGGAAAGUAAAGUGGACAGUCCACCCCCAUCUUACCCAACUCAGCAGGCUGAACAAACUCCAAACACUUGUGAAUGUCAUGUUUGUAAACAAGAAGCCUCUGGACUGACAGCAUCAGCAAUGACAGCUGGCGCCCUUCCUCCCGGCCAUCAGUUCAUGAGCCCGGAGAAGCCCACACACCCUGCUCUGCAUCUUUACCCCCACAUCCACGGACAUGUGCCUUUGCACGCAGUCCCACACCUGCCCCGCCCUCUCAUCCACCCCACCUUGUAUACAGCGCCCCCCUUCACACACAGUAAGGCUUUACCGCCAGCACCUGUUCAGAAUCACACAAAUAAGCAUCAGGUAUUCAAUGCAUCUCUUCAAGACCAUAUUUAUCCAAGCUGUUUUGGGAAUACUCCAGAGUGGAAUAGUUCUAAAUUUAUAAGUCUUUGGGGAUCAGAAGUGAUGAAUGAUAAGAACUGGAAUCCUGGCACUUUCUUGCCAGAUACAAUUUCUGGGGGUGACAUGCUAGGGCCAGCGCUGUCCGAACCCAGACCCGAAGCCCUCCCGCCUCCGCCCAGCGACGAGGCGCCUACCGUGCCGGAGAGCAAGGAGAAAAAAAGUGCCGCCAAACAGAAGUGCUUAUACAAUUUCCAAGACGCCUUCCUGGAGGCGAACAAAGUCGUGAUGGCCACGUCGUCCGCCACCUCCUCCGUAUCCUGCACAGCCACCACCGUGCAGUCAAGCAACAGCCAGUUCAAAGUGUCAUCCAAGAGGCCUCCCUCCCUAGGCGAGGUGUUCCACGGCGUCAGCAAGGAGGACCACAGACACGCGGUGCCGGCCGCCCCGAGGAACAGCCCCACGGGCCUGGCGCCGCUCCCCGCCCUCGCCCCUGCCGCCCUCGCCCCUGCCUCCUCGCCUCACCUCGCAAGUCUCGCAGCCCCGUCCUUCCCCAGCACCGCGGCCACGUCCCCCGGGUUUGUGGACACGCGCAAGAGCUUCUGUCCUGCUCCCGGAGCCCCCCCGCCCCCCACCACAGACGGCUCCCUCAGCGCCCCCCCCAGCGUCUGCAGUGACCCCGACUGCGAGGGGCACCGCUGUGAGAACGGCGUGUAUGACCCGCAGCAAGACGACGGGGACGAGAGCGCUGACGAGGACAGCUGCUCCGAGCACAGCUCCAGCACCUCGACCUCCACCAACCAGAAGGAGGGCAAGUACUGUGACUGCUGCUACUGUGAGUUCUUCGGGCACGGCGGGCCUCCGGCUGCACCAACAAGUAGGAAUUAUGCAGAAAUGAGGGAGAAGCUUCGUUUGCGGCUGACCAAGAGGAAAGAGGAACAGCCUAAGAAAGCGGACCAGCUCUCCGAGAGGGAGGGUGUGGUUGACCAUCGCAGGGUGGAGGACCUUCUGCGGUUCAUAAACAGCUCCGAGCCCAAGCCAGUGAGCAGCACCCGAGCCGCCAAGCGAGCCAGGCACAAGCAGAGAAAGCUGGAAGAGAAGGCGCGCCUGGAAGCAGAGGCCCGGGCCCGGGAGCACCUGCACCUCCGGGAGGAGCAGCGGCGGCAGGAGGAGGAGGAGGAGUUUCAGCGGCUUCAGGAGCUUCAGAAGCUGAGGGCUGUGAAAAAGAAGAAGAAGGAGAGGCCAAGCAAAGACUGUCCCAAGUUGGACAUCCUUGCUAGAAACUUCCAGGCAGCAGCAGAGUCUGUACCUAACUCUGAAAACAUGCACAAUGGCUCACUAGAGCAAAUGGAAGAACCAGAGACCUCACCUCACUCCCCUUCCAGACACGGGGACCACUCAGAGCCUGGGCCGGGGCCGGGGGCCGACGGCGACGCCACCGACCCCAUGGACACCAGAGACUCCAAGCUCCUCCUCCCGAAGGAGGUCAGCGGGAAGCAGCAGGAGCCGCUGUCUUUUCUCCUUGACAUCAUGCAUCAGCACAAGGAGGGGAGUGGCAAGCAAAAGCUCAAGCAGACCAGUAAGGCCAGCAGCGAGCCGGCAAGAAGGCCGGCCGAGCCCCCCAAGGCCUCCGAGAGCCAGCCCAGACCCCGGCCCCAGACUGAGUCGAAGGCAAAAGUCCUGGACCUCACUUCCCUGGCAGAGCAGAAAAGAGAGGAGAGGAAAGUCAACAGUAACAACAAUAACAAAAAGCAGCUGAACCACGUCAAGGAAGAAAGGUUGAAUCUGGCCCCCCAGGAGCCUGCCUCCCCCAGCGAGCACCCUCAGGACAGCAAGCUGGUGCCCGCAGACUCUCCUCAGCCCAAGGGCAAGAGCAAGAAAAACAGGAAGAAGAAAGGAGACAGAGUCAGCAGCUCAAUCGAUGAUGUCUUUCUGCCUAAAGAUAUCGACCUAGACAGCGUGGACAUGGACGAGACCGAGAGGGAAGUGGAGUAUUUCAAAAGAUUCUGUUUGGAUUCGGCUAGACAGACCCGACAAAGACUGUCCAUCAACUGGUCCAAUUUUAGCUUGAAAAAGGCCACUUUUGCCGCCCACUGAAUGAGGACCGCCUGGAGAGGGACGCGCAGGAGGACUUCUGGACUGACGGCAUGCAGGUGGGACAGAGCAGAGGCAAGAGGGACUCCUGAGGCUCUGCUCUGAGCCCUGGGCGGGACGGGGCCAAGUCUGGGGUGCUCAUCAGAAGCCCAGGUGAGAUGUCUGGCACUGGGGAUCGCUGCUCGUGGGCAGAAGGCCCCCCAGGAACAUGUGUGGACAGGUCGGGCGGGGGGCUGUCCGCAGAUCCAGUAUCACAGGUGGCAGGAGCAUGGCACGGCAGGGCUGCUGUGGCCGGGGUGAGGUCCAAGAACUGGCCCUGGGCUCCCACCACAACCCCGUGGGAGCUGGUUUGCGGGAAAACAGGGUGGGAAGAGCAGGUCCUGGGACUAGGAGACGGGGUGGCAGCAAGACGAGCAGGGGGACAAAAAGCUGGCUGGCUUGUUGUGCUUUUGUUUUUUCUAGGUGGGAGGAAGGACAGCAUAUCUCUGCUCCUGGGAUGACCCAGCAGAUCGAGGAGCAGGCUGGGUGGUGACCACAGGAGCCAUGUCCUCAAAAGGCCCUGAUGUGCCUCCAGGACUCCCGGGCCCAGGCCUCGUCCCUUCCCGGUGAGCGUGAGGGUAGCCGGGCUGGCUGGGCAAAUGCUGGGGAGGGUCCCGGGGAGCCUGCACACCUGGACCCUGCCAUCUGGGGAACCUGCCCGCCCAGGCCCACCCCUGAGACCCUGCCCGUGCCCCACCCCAUCCUUGUCAUGAGUUGGAAGCAGUCCCACCUGUGGGCCGCAGCUUUCAUCUGUCCUGGGGGCCACAGUGGCCGAAGGGUCCUACCUGUGACAUGAGCAGGGCCUUGUCGGGGCCAGGAGUGGUGAGGGGGACCCCUGGGCACCCCGGCACAGUGUCCACACACACCCAUGUCUCCACCUAAGUUGGCCCCACCUGCCCCCCUGCCACACCCCUGCCCCCCUCACACACGGGCCAGCCACCUAGGCCUUAUUCCGGCCUUGCUGCUUGAAAUCGGGAGAAUGCCCUUCCCACGUUCCACACAAGGCCCAACCCUUUCGCUCCUUUGGGUCUUUCCCUGAGUGGGGGUUGGGGGUGGGGGGUGUCUCUUUACCAUUCCCAGUUCUCAGGAACAGAACACUGAGGAUGGAUUUCGGGCCUGGGAGGCCCAGGACAGUCCAGGGGUAGGAAAAGGUGGAGGGUCGAGGCUGGCAGGGCUUCCUUAGUUCAGCCCCUCCCACACAGGUGGAGGCAGGCCCAGGCCAAGGCACUGGAUACUGUGCCCCCCAGUGCAAGGCUGCGUCGUCCUGCCCAGGCAUUGCAUUUACUGGUGGGGAAACCAAGGCCCAAGGUGUGCCUGCGAGACAUCUGGCCCCAGUGCUACUGUCUUCACGGGGGCCUCGGCCCGAGGGUCGGAUCGCGUUGGAGUGUCCCCUCCUUUACACAAUAAAUGAUCACGAGAUGAAAUAAAAUAACAGUAGCUAGAAAAGAAACAGUGAAAAUGCCCUUUCGUUGAACUUUGUCUACAUAGUCAGGCCAUUAAAAAAAAUAUUAUCAAAAUGAGCAUUAUGGUACCAAAAAGGAUUAACAUUUCUUCAUUUCAUUAAUACGUUUUUUUUAAGAAGAAAAAACUUACCUCACAGGUCACACUGUGUCGCGGUUUUAAACACAAAUAAAACCUCUCGGUCACACACGCAAUGACAAUUGAA
Felis catus (domestic cat) is the source of this 6295-nucleotide messenger RNA. It is a transcript of the gene FAM193A, whose product is annotated as family with sequence similarity 193 member A. Bases 334 to 4593 code for a protein of 1419 amino acids. Lineage: Eukaryota; Metazoa; Chordata; Mammalia; Carnivora; Felidae. The record is from RefSeq and is a predicted model, not a curated record. The transcript has 22 exons.